Cebus imitator (Panamanian white-faced capuchin) is the source of this 1295-nucleotide messenger RNA. RefSeq names its product zinc finger protein 430-like. Gene Ontology annotation, molecular function: RNA polymerase II cis-regulatory region sequence-specific DNA binding; DNA-binding transcription factor activity, RNA polymerase II-specific. Gene Ontology annotation, biological process: regulation of transcription by RNA polymerase II; central nervous system development. Gene Ontology annotation, cellular component: nucleus. The record is from RefSeq and is a predicted model, not a curated record. The coding region runs from base 1 to 1233 and encodes 410 amino acids. NCBI's taxonomy places the organism in Eukaryota, Metazoa, Chordata, Mammalia, Primates, Cebidae. The transcript has 2 exons.
AUGGACACUUGUAAAUGUGUGUGCGUGCGUGCAUAUAUUUGUAAAGCAUAUUCAUCUGAGUCUAGUAAAUGGAGUAAUUUGUUAUUUUUAUUUCUUUCAGUUAUAUAUUCUCAUUUUGCCCAAGACCUUUGGCCAGUGCAGGGCAUAAAAAAUUCUUUCCAAGAAGUCAUAUUGAGAAGAUAUAGAAAAUGUGGACAUGAAGAUUUACAGUUAAGAACAGACUGUAAAAGUGUGGAUGAGUGUAAUCUGUGCAAAGAAGGUUAUAAUGAACUAAACCAGUGUUUGACAACUACCCAGAGUGAAAUAUUUCAAUGUGAUCAAUAUAUGAACGUCUUUUACACAUUGUCAAAUUCAAAUAUACAUAAGAUCAGACAUACUGGAAAGAAAACUUUGAAAUGUAAAAAAUGUGACAAAUCAUUUUGCAUGCUUUUACAUCUAACUCAACAUAAAAGAACUCAUAUUAGGGAGAAUUCUUACCAAUGUGAAGAAUGUGGUAAAGUCUUUAACUGGUUCUCAACCCUUACUAGACACAGAAGAAUUCACACUGGAGAGAAGCCCUACAAAUGUGAAGAAUGUGGCAAAUCAUUUAAGCAGUCUUCAACCCUUACUGCACAUAAGAUAAUUCAUACUGGAGAGAAACCUUACAGAUGUGAAGAAUGUGGCAAAGCCUUCAACCGGUCUUCAUACCUUACUACACAUAAAAGAUUUCAUACUGGCGAGAAACCCUACGGAUGUGAGGAAUGUGGCAAAGCUUUUUACCUAUUCUCACACCUUACAUCACAUAAGAAAUUUCACACUGGAGAGAAACCCUUCAAAUGUGAAGAAUGUGGCAAAGCAUUUAACCACUCCCCAAAACUUACUGUACAUAAGGUAAUUCAUACUGGAGAGAAACCCUACAAAUGUGAAGAAUGUGAUAAAGCCUUUAGUGUAUUCUCAAACCUAUCUAGACAUAAGAGAAUUCAUGGUGGAGAAAAUCCCUACAAAUGUGAAGAAUGUGGCAAAGAUUUUAAACAGUACUCAUACCUUAUUAUACAUAAGAGUAUUCAUACUGGAGAGAAACCCUACAAGUGUAAAGAAUGUGGAAAAGCCUUUAGGGUACAUUCAAUCCUUACUAGACAUAAGAGAAUUCAUGGUAGAGAAAAACCCUACAAAUGUGAAGAAUGUGGCAAGGCUUUUAACCGGUACUCACGCUUCACUAUACGUAAAAGAAUUCAUACUAGAAAGAAACCAUAAAAUGUGAAGAAUGGUGAAGCUGUUAAGCUAUACUCAACCACUAGUGCAUACAAGGUAAUUCA